AUGUGUUUCCACUUUUCUCAAGCGGUGCAGCAACAUCAUGGAUGCAGCAGCUACACUGAAAUCAGAGAUGAUUUCGAAAUCUUUACUUAUUCUAGCAAUCAUCCUAUUCUCCACGUCAUCAGCGAAAGAAAAAAACUACGUGGAAAUUCCUGAGCCAGCUCUGCUCAAUGGAACCUCAUAUGUCAUUUCCUCGUUUUCACCAAAAAUCUUCGUCCGAUCUGCAGACUUUUCGUUGAAUUCAACUCAAUGUAUUCAUUACUCGUUCAAAAUGUUGGAACGCAGAGUCAGGCUUCACUCAUACACAUGUAUUCUGGGAGAAGGCGGCUUCUGUACAUUAGACAAGUUUUGGUUCCCGGAUGAUAAAGAAGGAUGCACGUAUCUUCGUCCGUGGUCGCAUAAAGUGGCAGACUGGUCCUUCUACUUUGUCCUCGAGAAGCGCCCCAGAAAGUACGGAAAAGCCUUUCACGAGCGUCAGAAGAAGCUGAAACGUCAGGCUUCAACCCCAAAACGUGAAAUGAGCACAAAACCAAUUGGACAUCUCACUCUCUACGGAGUCGUUGAUUGUGAUAAAGUAUGUGCUGGAAAAGAAGAAAAAAGUCUUGGAUCGUAUGCUGAUGGAACAUUCCAUAAGGGAAGAGCACAUCGCUUGAAUUAAAUUUGAAAAUUUUGGGUGAGAAUCUGAUUUUUUAUUUCUCUUUCUCUGUAACAAAUUUUCUCUGUUUAAUUCAAAAAAAGAUACACUGUCAAAAAGUGUAAAACCCAAAUCGAUCUUCCACUGCUUCUGUUUGAACAUAAUUGUCUUUACAUUUUCCUUUUAUAGUUCCAGUUAACCUUGUCUAGAAUCUCUCUCACUCUCGAAAAUCUCCUAAUCCUUUCUAGUUUUUGAAUUUAGUAUCUGAUGCAUGUACGCUCUACUAUUGACACAUCAAUAGAGCGCACUUGCAUUUUUUCCAUUUUCAUAAUGCAUUUUGGUCUUUUUCCGGUACAAUUGAUUGUCCUUCAAGGUAGGCAUCGUUUCCCAUUAUUUCCUUCCUAAAUUCCCCGGUUUCACACAUUGUCUUUUGUAUUUUAUUUUAAUUCUUUUACGAAUUAUUAUACGUUCGUAAUUUUUUCUGGAACGUAUAAUAAUAACUAUUUUUGAAAUAAAUCCUUGCCUUUUCAUGUCUUUAUUGCUCAGUUUUCUUGAAAAAAGAGGAAAAUCUUGCUCUCCGUCUCUCCCGUGUUGUUUUUUUGUGCAUAAAAAGAUU
This is a messenger RNA of Caenorhabditis elegans, 1247 nucleotides long. It is a transcript of the gene pugs-6, whose product is annotated as BPTI/Kunitz inhibitor domain-containing protein. NCBI's taxonomy places the organism in Eukaryota, Metazoa, Nematoda, Chromadorea, Rhabditida, Rhabditidae. The record is from RefSeq and is marked reviewed. The coding region runs from base 38 to 655 and encodes 205 amino acids. The transcript is spliced from 3 exons.